CUGUAUAAACUGGUGUGGACUAUUGGAUUUCUGACUGAUUUGGGAUACAUAUGUUGUUUCGCUCUAAAUAGCCAGAUAAACAAGCGGAAGACGUUUCAUUUCAGAAUGAGAGACAAAGGAUUUUCAGGCCCGAUCUAUUGCCUUGCUACGUUUAUUGUAACGAUGCGCCUCGUAAGCGGGGAUCUGAGUUAUUCUUUUGCCGAAGAGAUGAAACGCGACUUCGUUAUUGGAAAUAUAGCUAAGGAUCUCGGUAUUGACCGUGGAAGUUUUUCUUCACGACAGGCCCGUGUUGAUUUUGAAGGAUUUCGUAAAAUGUAUUGCGACAUUAACAUUAGUACUGGGGAUUUUACUACGAUGGACAGAAUUGACAGAGAGAACCUUUGUGGCAAGAAACCUUCCUGUGUGUUAAAAGCAGAUCUAGUUUUGGAAAAUCCGUUGGAGCUUCAUCGUGUUAGUCUUCAUAUUCAAGACAUAAAUGACAACUCUCCACAAUUCAAAGAUCAUUUAAUUGAAAUGGAAAUAAGCGAGUUAGCAGAAAGGGGAAGUCGAUUUCCAAUAGAGCAGGCCCAUGACGCAGAUAUAGGUCAAAAUGCUGUGCAAAGGUACAUCUUACAAAAGAACAACCAUUUCAUUUUAUCAGUUGACAACAACAACGUCGAUCUUGUACUGGAAAAUAAACUCGAUCGAGAAAAGCAAAAGGAGAUUAAUUUACUCAUCACAGCUUUGGACGGUGGAUCUCCUCAGAGAUCAGGCACUGUAGUCAUACACGUCACUGUACUGGAUGCUAAUGAUAAUGCCCCGGUGUUCAGCCAGGCCGUUUAUGAAGCCAGUCUGCCUGAAAACUGUCCUUUAGAUACAGCAGUGAUUAAAGUCAGUGCCACAGAUGCAGACGAAGGAGUGAAUGGAGAUGUAACGUAUGACUUCGGUCAUAUAUCUGACAGCGACGAUAAAGUUUUCUCUAUUAAUCCUAAAACUGGAGAAAUUAAAGUGUGUGGUUUGAUUGACUAUGAAGAAAAAAGUUCUUUUGAAAUGAAAGUGCAGGCUAAAGAUGGUUUAGGGUUAACAUCUUAUGCCAAAGUUAUAAUAGAUGUUAUUGAUAAUAAUGACAACUCGCCAGAUAUAUACCUGAAGUCACUGUCAAAUCCCAUUCACGAGAAUGUGCCACCUGGUACAGAGGUGGGCAUCAUUAACGUGCAGGACAAAGACUCUGAGAAUAACAGGCAGGUCCGUUGCUCCAUCCAGCAGGGUGUCCCCUUUAAGUUAGUUCCGUCUAUUAAAAACUAUUAUUCUCUGGUGACCACUGGACAACUAGACCGCGAACUAGUGUCUGAUUACAACAUUACAAUCACUGCCACUGACGAGGGCUCUCCACCUCUGUCCUCUUCUAAAAGUGUUCAGUUAUCUGUAGCUGACAUCAACGACAACCCACCUGUGUUCGAGGAACAGUCGUACAGCGCAUCUGUGAGUGAGAAUAACAAACCUGGCUCCACUUUAUGUUCCGUUAGUGCUCGAGACCCCGACUGGAGACAGAACGGUACAGUGGUUUAUUCUCUGUUAGCUAGUGAGGUGAACGGUGCCCCGGUGUCCUCCUAUCUGUCUGUGAACGGAGACACGGGUGUGAUCCACUCUGUGAGGUCGUUUGAUUAUGAACAGUUCAAGAGUUUUAAAGUCCACGUGAUGGCCAGAGACAACGGUUCUCCUCCCCUCAGCAGCAACGUGACCGUGAGUGUGUUCAUCUCAGAUGUGAAUGACAACUCUCCUCAGAUCCUGUACCCCUCCCCGGAGGGCAACUCCUUCAUGACCGAGCUGGUCCCCAAAGUUGCACACGGAGGCUCUCUGGUGUCCAAAGUGAUCGCGGUGGACGCAGACUCCGGACAGAACGCCUGGCUGUCCUAUCAAAUAGUCAAAUCCACUGAUCCGGGACUUUUUACCAUUGGUGUCCACAGCGGAGAGAUCAGGACACAGCGGGACAUUUCUGAAUCUGACAGCAUGAAACAGAACCUUGUAGUGGCAGUGAAAGAUAACGGACAGCCCUCUCUGUCUGCCACCUGUUCCAUGUAUUUACUUAUUUCUGAUAACUUGGCUGAGGUGCCGGAACUGAAGGAUCUGUCUUUUAAUGAGAGCAAUUCCAAACUGACCUCUUAUCUGAUCAUCGCGCUGGUGUCUGUGUCCACCUUUUUUCUGACUUUCAUCAUCAUCAUCAUCCUGGGCUUCAGGUUUUGUCGCAGGAGAAAGCCCAGACUGUUGUUUGACGGAGCAGUUGCCAUCCCCAGUGGUUAUUUCCCUCCUAAUUACGCAGAUGUUGAUGGCACAGGAACUUUACGCAGCACUUACAAUUAUGACGCGUACCUGACCACAGGUUCAAGAACCAGUGACUUUAAGUUUGUGACAUCAUACAAUGACAACACGCUGCCUGCUGACCAGACUCUGAAGAAAAGUCCAUCAGACUUUGCUGAUCCAUUUGACACUCUGGGUCAAUCUAUUGAGAGAUCCGGUACCGUAGCCAUACACGUCACUGUGCUGGAUGCUAAUGAUAACGCCCCAGAGUUCAGCCAGGCCGUUUAUAAAGCCAGUCUGCCUGAAAACUCUCCUUUAGAUACAACAGUGAUUAAAGUCAGUGCCACAGAUGCAGACGAAGGAGUGAAUGGAGAUGUAGCAUAUCAGUUUGGCCAUGUGUCUGACAACGACAUAAAUACACUGUCAAAUCCCAUACCUGAGAAUGUGCCACCUGGUACAGAGGUGGGCAUCAUUAACGUGCAGGACAGAGACUCUGAAUAUAAUGGACAGGUCCGCUGCUCCAUCCAGCAGGGUGUCCCCUUUAAGUUGGUUCCUUCUAUUAAAAACUAUUAUUCUCUGGUGACCACAGGGAAACUGGACCGUGAACUAGUGUCUGAUUACAACAUUACAAUCACUGCCACUGACGAGGGCUCUCCACCACUGUCCUCUUCUAAAAGUGUUCAGUUAUCUGUAGCUGACAUCAACGACAACCCACCUGUGUUUGAUAAGCAGUCGUACAGCGCAUAUGUGAGUGAGAAUAACAAACCUGGCUCCACUUUAUGUUCCGUUAGUGCUCGAGACCCCGACUGGAGACAGAACGGUACAGUGGUUUAUUCUCUGUUAGCUGGUGAGGUGAACGGUGCCCCGGUGUCCUCCUAUCUGUCUGUGAACGGAGACACGGGUGUGCUCCAUGCUGUGAGGUCGUUUGAUUAUGAACAGUUCAGGAGUUUUAAAGUCCACGUGAUGGCCAGAGACAACGGUUCUCCUCCACUCAGCAGCAACGUGACCGUGAGUGUGUUCAUCUCAGAUGUGAAUGACAACUCUCCUCAGAUCCUGUAUCCCUCCCUGGAGGGCAACUCCUUCAUGACCGAGCUGGUCCCCAAAGCUGCACACGGAGGCUCUCUGGUGUCCAAAGUGAUCGCGGUGGACGCGGACUCCGGACAGAACGCCUGGCUGUCCUAUCAUAUAUUCAAAUCCACUGAUCCGGGACUUUUUACCAUUGGUGUCCACAGCGGAGAGAUCAGGACACAGCGAGACAUUUCUGAAUCUGACAGCAUGAAACAGAACCUUGUAGUGGCAGUGAAAGAUAACGGACAGCCCUCUCUGUCUGCCACCUGUUCCAUGUAUUUACUAAUUUCUGAUAACUUGGCGGAGGUGCCAGAACUGAAAGAUCUGUCUUAUGAUGAGAAGAAUUCCAAACUGACCUCUUAUCUGAUCAUCGCGCUGGUGUCUAUGUCUACGUUUUUUCUGACUUUCAUCAUCAUCAUCCUGGGUUUGAGGUUUUGUCGCAGGAGAAAGCCCAGACUGUUGUUUGAUGGAGCAGUUGCCAUCCCCAGUGGUUAUCUCCCUCCUAAUUACGCAGAUGUUGAUGGCACAGGAACUUUACGCAGCACUUACAAUUAUGAUGCAUACCUGACCACAGGUUCAAGAACCAGUGACUUUAAGUUUGUGACAUCAUACAAUGACAACACGCUGCCUGCUGACCAGACUCUGAAGAAAAGUCCAUCAGACUUUGCUGAUGCGCUUGAAGAUCUCGAAACUCCAAUAGAGGUAGGAUGCUGA
Molecule: messenger RNA, 4059 nt
Organism: Maylandia zebra (zebra mbuna)
Lineage: Eukaryota; Metazoa; Chordata; Actinopteri; Cichliformes; Cichlidae
Source: RefSeq, a predicted model, not a curated record